GGUGAAGCCAAUUCCUGAAUUUUUAAAACGGAAAUGUCUGUAAAACUAUCUCUGUUUGUUAUAUUGGCUUUAUUUUCGAUUGUGUCUGCACGAGUAAUUCGUCAGGCCCCAGAUGAGAAUAAGGUUUUCUCUGAUGCUGUUCAAUCAAUUGGAACACAAUUUAGCAGUUUGCAAGAGGCAAUCUUCAAAGCUUAUGGUGUGAAAAAUGAAGAGGAAUUCAAUAACAAAAUAAAAGCUCAAGGACAUGAUAUAGCUACUGCAUUCGAUGGCAACGUAGCGGAAGCCAAUAAACAGUUUGACGAAUUUAAGAAUAGUGAUGCUUUUAAGAAUUUCAUAACAAAGGCUGAGGAAAUUGCUACAGAGUUCACAAACAGUUUCAAAAAAAAUAAUUAAUUACUGAUUUUGAUGUAUGAAAUUAUAAUAAAAUAUA
Messenger RNA from Teleopsis dalmanni, 430 nucleotides. RefSeq lists its product as uncharacterized. The coding region runs from base 34 to 393 and encodes 119 amino acids. The record is from RefSeq and is a predicted model, not a curated record. NCBI's taxonomy places the organism in Eukaryota, Metazoa, Arthropoda, Insecta, Diptera, Diopsidae. The transcript is spliced from 3 exons.